Messenger RNA from Paramecium tetraurelia, 696 nucleotides. RefSeq lists its product as uncharacterized. Gene Ontology annotation, molecular function: protein-cysteine S-palmitoyltransferase activity. NCBI's taxonomy places the organism in Eukaryota, Ciliophora, Oligohymenophorea, Peniculida, Parameciidae. The transcript has 5 exons. The record is from RefSeq and is a predicted model, not a curated record. Gene Ontology annotation, cellular component: Golgi apparatus; endoplasmic reticulum. Gene Ontology annotation, biological process: peptidyl-L-cysteine S-palmitoylation; protein targeting to membrane.
AUGUUUUUAAAAUAUUUGCCACCUGUGUUAUUCUCAAUGUUUUUUGUUGGGAUGUGCUCAUUCUAUUAUAUUACAUACUUGUCAAUGCAAGGAGUGUACAUAUAGUUAAUAGUUGGAUGUGUUGUCCUUUUAAUGGUUAUGAGUGCAAUCUAAGUAAUUCGUUUUGGUCCUGGAUACGUUGAUCAAGAUAAGUUAGAAACAUAGUUAUUUAAUGAGUUACAAGAGGAGCUCAAGUUGUUGAUGAUGAGUGAAGAUAGACUGCUUGACUUUUUAGAUUAGAAUUAAUGCAAUCAACCAUUAUCAGAGGAAUAGUUGAUACAUAUGCUAAACAUUAAGGUCUUAGAAAGCAAGGGGAUAAAAAUAUGUAAGACUUGCUAAUCAUACAAACCAUUAAGAGCGCAUCACUGUAGCCAAUGCAAAUAAUGUGUAUUUAGGAUGGAUCAUCACUGUAUGUGGCUAAACAUUUGCAUAGGUAUGUAGAACUAUAAAUACUUUAUGAUGUUGAUAUUCUAUCUAAAUCUAUGUAUAAUACUAGUUUUGAUCACAUACUUCCAGACAUACAUAUUAGCAAUUGAAGAGAGCGAUUUUCAAUUAAUAGCUAAGUUCACAUAUUAUCACAGUAUUUUUACGCUGUUCAUGUUAUUCUUCCCCUUUUUCUUACAUCAUAUUGGCUGCCAAUAAUCAAACGACUAUUGA